Messenger RNA from Manis javanica (Malayan pangolin), 906 nucleotides. NCBI's taxonomy places the organism in Eukaryota, Metazoa, Chordata, Mammalia, Pholidota, Manidae. The record is from RefSeq and is a predicted model, not a curated record.
AUGAAAGGGACAAAUUUUAGCACUCCAGCAGGUUUUAUAUUGCUAAGCUUUUCUGACCAGCCCCAGCUGGAGAUGGUUCUCCUUCUGGUCAUCUCCUUCAUAUACCCUGUGACACUGAUGGGGAAUACAGCCAUCAUACUGGUCUCAUACUUCAAUCCCCAACUCCACAGCCCCAUGCAUUUCUUCUUCUCUAAUCUCUCCUUCCAGGACCUCUGUUUCACUACCAGUAUUGUUCCACAAAUGUUUUGGAAUUUCAAGGGCCCUGAGAAGACCAUCAGCUACAUCGGCUGUGUGAUCCAGCUAUAUGUUGCUUUGGAGCUGGGCUCCACAGAGUGUAUUCUCCUGACUGCUAUGGCCUAUGAUCACUUCAGUGCUAUCUGUCGACCCCUCCACUAUGGUGUUAUCAUGCACCCAAAGCUUCUCCAGCAACUUGCAGCCGUGGCCUGGAUUACUGGCUUUCUGGGGCCCACAGUUCAGACCGUCCUUGUUUUCCAAUUGCCUCUCUGCAGCCACCAUAGGGUGGAUGAUUUUGUGUGUGAAUAGCCAGCCCUGAUUAAAAUUGCCUGUGUGAACACAACCUUUCUGGAAAAUGAGCUUUCCAUAGCUAUUGUCUUCUAUGUGGUUACACCUCUGGGGCUUAUUCUGGUCUCCUGUGUUUGCAUUGUUAGGAGUGUGCUGAGGAUAAAAUCCACCCAAGGAAGGAGGAAAGCAUUUGGGACCUGUAGGUCACACCUAAUUGUUGUGGUUUUGCUUUUCGGGACUAUAUUUUCUUUCUAUAUUCAACCCAAGGGCAUGUAUGCACAGAAUUACAGUACAUUCCUUACCCUCUUCUACACUGUAGUAACACCCUCACUGAAUCCUUUGAUCUACACCGUGAGAAACAAAGAAUUUAAGUGGGCUCUAUGA